Messenger RNA from Oncorhynchus keta (chum salmon), 3515 nucleotides. RefSeq names its product retinol dehydrogenase 12. The transcript has 7 exons. NCBI's taxonomy places the organism in Eukaryota, Metazoa, Chordata, Actinopteri, Salmoniformes, Salmonidae. Bases 175 to 1068 code for a protein of 297 amino acids. The record is from RefSeq and is a predicted model, not a curated record.
GCAUUCAUCAAAGUUAUCUGCUCAUGAGUAGAAUUUUACUUUUGACAUGCUGUCGAAGCUUGGCUGUAAAUCAGAUACGAAAUAUUGGAUGCAUUGAUUUCAAUAUAGGCGAAUCAAUUGAGGAUUAAGAGUUCGGAAUUAUUUCAGUACCAUCAUUUGUAGCUCUGUUUCGAAAUGCCGUUUGGAUAUCUCUUCCGGAGAACAUGGUCAUCCACAGACCGACUUGAUGGCAAAACAGUGCUCAUAACUGGAGCCAACACUGGUAUUGGCAAAGAGACAGCGCUGGACCUGGCAAAGAGAGGGGCCAGGAUAAUCAUGGCCUGCAGAGACAUGGAGAAAGCUGAGGGGGCCCUGAAAGAAGUCAUAGAAGGCUCUGGUAGCCAAAAUGUUGUCAUCAAGAAGCUUGAUUUGUCAGACACCAAGUCCAUCCGCGAGUUUGCAGAGACUAUUAACAAGGAGGAGACGAAACUCAACAUCCUCAUCAACAAUGCUGGCGUCAUGGUGUGUCCGCAUGGGAAAACAGCUGAUGGAUUUGAAAUGCAGAUUGGCGUCAACCACAUGGGUCACUUCCUGUUGACCCACUUAUUGGUUGACCUGAUCAAAAGGUCGACCCCGGCCAGGAUCAUCAAUGUGUCCUCCAUGGCUCAUUCUUGGGGCACCAUCAACCUGGACGACAUCAACAGUGAGAAGGGCUAUGACAAGAAGAAAGCGUACAGCCAGAGCAAGCUAGCUAACGUCCUCUUCACCCGCUCCCUGGCCAAGAAGCUACAAGGCACUGGUGUGACGGCAUACUCCCUCCACCCUGGCGUGGUUCAGACUGACCUGUGGCGGCACCUGAGCGCACCUCAGGCAGCUAUCAUGAAGAUGAUCAGUCCCUUCACCAAGACAGCCGUGCAAGGAGCUCAGACCACUAUCUACUGUGCUGUGGCACCUGAACUGGAAACGGAGAGUGGUGGAUAUUACAGUGACUGCGCACCAGCCAACUGCUCAAGCUCUGCUUCAGACGAUGACACGGCCCAGAAACUGUGGGAGCUAAGCUGCCGGAUGCUUUCUCUGUCAUGGGAUUAAAUAACUCCCAAAAGGUGUAUGGUUUACAUUUUGAGAUGUAUGAGCACUGAAGAAUAUAACGCAUCUUAAAUGAAAGUCCUUUGUCCCAUGGAUACAUUCCAACAUAUCAUAUUAUGAUGUGGUAUUUUAAUUGAAAUGAUGUAGUUGACAGUACUUGUAGAUGUAACAUACAAAAUACAAUUUAACAUGGUUCAUUGCCACUGGCAUUUGAGAUGGAAUAUAUGUUUGUUUUUUACCGUACUGUACACAUAGUCAUAUAAUAUUUUACAUUAUUAGACUGCUGUUUAUUGUCGAUAAGUAAGUAAUCACACCAACAUUAAAUCACUAAUUACUGCUCCAUCAAUUUUGGGACUUUUAAAUUAAUAUAUAUAAUUCAUUAAUAUAUAUGUGUGUGUAUAGCAAAAGCUCAGGUUGCCCAGCCCGGCGGUGAUACAAUCUUCAGCAAAAUCAUUCGCAAGGAGAUUCCUGCAAAAAUAUUAUUUGAAGAUGAUAUAUAGUACCAGUCAAGUUUGAACACACUUACUCAUUCAAUGGUUUUUCUUUAUUUUACUAUUUUCUACAUUGUAGAAUAAUAGUGAAGACAUCAGAACUAUGAAAUAACACACAUGGAAUCACGUAGUAACCAGUAGCCACUCUUUGCCUUGAUGACAGCUUUGCACGCUCUUGGCAUUCUCUCAACCAGCUUGAAGGAGUUCCCACAUAAAAAUGAUGCUGAGCACUUGUUUGCUGCUUUUCCUUCAUUAUGCGGUCCAACACUUCCCAAACCAUCUCAAUUGGGUUUAGGUUGGGUGAUUGAAGACCAGGUCAUCUCAUGCAGCACUCCAUCACUUUCCUUGGUCAAAUAGCCCUUACACAGCCUGGAGGUGUACUGGGUCAUUGUCCUGUUGAAAAACAAAUUAUAGUCCCACUAAGCGCUAACCAGAUGGGAUGGUGUAUAGCUGCAGAAUGCUGUGGUAGCCAUGCUGGUUAAGUGUGCCUUUCAAUUCUAAACAAAUCACAGACCGUGUCACCCGCAAAGCACUAUCACACCUCCUCCAUACUUCAUGGUGGGAACCACACAUGAGAUCAUUCACCUACUCUGUGUUUCACAAAGACCCGGCAGUUGGAACGAAAAAUUUCAAAUUUGGACUCAUCAGACCAAAGGACAGAUUUCCACUGGUCUAAUGUCCAUUGCUGGCGUUUCUUGGCCCAAGCAAGUCUCUUUUUACUAUUGGUGUCCUUUAGUGGUUUCUUUGCAGCAAUUUGACCAUGGCCUGAUUCACACUGUAUCCUCUGAACAGUUGCUUUGGAGAGGUGUCUGUUACUGAGGUGCAGUUAACUAAUGAAAUGAUCCUCUGUAGCAGAGGUAACUCUGGGUCUUCCUUUCCUGUGGCGGUCCUCAUGAGAGCCAGUUUUAUCAUUGCGCUUUAUGCUUUAUGUGACUGCACAUUAAAACAUUUUAAAAGUUCUUGAAAUGUUCAGAAUUGACUGACCUUCAUGUCUUAAAGUAAUGAUGGACUGUCAUUUCGCUUUGCUUAUUUGAGCUGUUCUUGCAGUAAUAUGGACUUGGUCUUUUACCAAAUAGGGCUAUUUUCUGUAUACCCCCUACCUUGUCACAACACAACUGAUUGGUUCAAACGCAGUAAGAAGAAAAUAAAUUCCACAAAUGAACUUUUAACAAGGCACACCUGUUAAUUGAAAUGCAUUCCAGGUGACUACCCCAUGAAGCUGGUUGAGAGAAUGUGGAAAGCUGUCAUCAAGGCAAAGGGUGGCUACUUUGGACAAUAUCAAAUAAAAAAAUAGAUUUUGAUUUGUUUAAGACUUUUUUUGGUUGCUACAUAAUUCCAUGUGUGUCAUUUCAUAUGUCUUCACUAUUAUUCUACAAUGUAGAAAAUAGUCAAACAAUUAAGAAAAACCCUGGAAUGAGUAGGUGUGUCCAAACUUUUGAAUGGUGAUGUAUACCCAAUAUAACUUGAAUGCCUAAUGAGCUCAGUUCAAUUGCCGUACCCCAUCAAAACCCAAAAUAUGAGAUUGUUUUACUCUAUUGCUUGUAAACAAUGUAAUUUUUAACAAACACUCUAUAGCCUCAAACCAUGGUUAAAACUAUAAUAUUGAUACCAUGCGUGGUCAGUCCUUGCAAAUAGCUCUGAAUUUGAGAGUGGUGACAUUAACCCAGCCCCAUCCCUCAGCUCUUUACUAAAUCAGUGGCGGGAUUGUCGCUUUGUUACUGUUUCAAAUACAGACUUCCCCUUUGGAUUUCAUAAUGAAUUUCCACUGUAUAGUGGCUUUCAAAUAAUAUUUUCUACGUUUAAAAAAAAAACAUUCUAACUAAAACAGUUUUCUAAAAUGAUGCUAUAAUUUUUCUAAACACUUACAAUUACAAAGGGCUGCCUUUAGCAUCAUGUCAUUUCCUUGUUAAAUGUGGUCUAUUUUUCUAUUAUGAUAGAGCAUUAAAAUAUCUACCAGGA